Musa acuminata AAA Group (dessert banana) is the source of this 1761-nucleotide messenger RNA. RefSeq names its product tRNA-specific adenosine deaminase TAD3. The transcript is spliced from 10 exons. Gene Ontology annotation, biological process: tRNA wobble adenosine to inosine editing. The coding region runs from base 123 to 1427 and encodes 434 amino acids. Lineage: Eukaryota; Viridiplantae; Streptophyta; Magnoliopsida; Zingiberales; Musaceae. Gene Ontology annotation, cellular component: cytoplasm; nucleus. Gene Ontology annotation, molecular function: tRNA-specific adenosine-34 deaminase activity. The record is from RefSeq and is a predicted model, not a curated record.
CAACUCUCCUCGGGCCCGUUUCCUGCAAUCCCUCUCGCCUAGCUUCUUGGAACCGCCGGCUGUGGAAUCCCUAGAAUUGGAGCGGCGAGACCGCGGCACGUUCUUGGGCGCAGGCGGAGGAGAUGACUGGAACGAUGAAGUGGGAGAUAGUGCAUGUUCCUGGUGAGCCAGAGAGCUCUCUCGAAGUGUCUACUGUUGAUGUUUUGGCUUCGAAGAUUGAACCAAAGCUUGCCAACAAGAUUGUGAGGCAGUUGAAUCAGGUGUGUCCACUCGAGAAUCUCCGUCAUGUGAAACGGGUGCGAAAAAGGACGGUUGAAGGUAAUGCUGAGUUGUCAGUUAUUCUAUGUCUUUCUGAUGAAUAUGAAAAAGAUGCAGAGGCAAUACCAAGAGGCAUUCAUCAGCUUAUCAGUGACUAUAAUUUGUGUCCUUAUAAUGCAAAAGUUGCCAAGUAUGCUGCUAGAUCAAAAGAAGAAUGGGAGGAACAGUGCAAGCUUUGGCCGACGUCAUAUCAUCCAUCAACCAAUUUCGAUGGGGUUGCUGGACUGAGUGAAGGGGAAUUGCAGUUGAUAUUCAACUACAUGAAGGUUGUGAUCCAGUUAACAAAGUUGAGUUAUACUGGUGGUAAAGUUCUAAAUGCUGCUAUCAUCGUUGAUCCUAUUAGUAGGCAAGUCAUUGCAAGUGCUAAUGACCAAACGUGUCCAUGGCCCACAACAUACGAGACCAGUGCAAGAUAUAACUGCAAUGACAGGUGUGGAGUAACCAUUGCAUCCCAUGAUUCCAAUCUGAAUGGAUUACAGAACAGUCUAGAAAUUUCAGUUCAAAAAUUUCAACUUGAUAUAUGCAGUGAUGUAUGUGCUGGGGUUUCUUGCUUAAAUCCUUGGGGAUGGACAGCACAAAAACAAAGCAGUCAGAGUUCCUCAAUGAAAAGCGAGAGCAAACAUACAUGGCAUCCUUUAAGGCAUGCUGCUCUUGUUGCUAUUGAAAAUGCCGCAGAAAGAGAUAGGCAACUAUUCCCCGGUCCAGGAUCAUCAGAGUCUCAAUCUACACCAAAUGGCAAUCCACUGUGUGCUGAUAAUUGUCCAGCAAAACGUCAAAAGAUACAGCAACAUGUAUGUCAGCUGGAUCUAUUUCGUCAGGAGCACAGCAUGGUCAAGGAAGUUCCAGACAAUAGGGAACCUACUGAAAUAAUGCGGCCUUAUUUGUGCACUGGCUUUGAUAUCUACCUUGUAUGGGAGCCAUGCACCAUCUUUUCAGGCUUCGGCUAUUGUAUUAUUAGAAGUUAUCUCAGAAGAAGAAUGGUUAUGAAACUUGAAGACUUCACUUGUUCUUCUACACUUCACUCUCCUGCAGGACCGCAGGAAAUCUUUGUGCUAAGGUUUGAUACAGUGGAUAACUGCAGUAGGAAAGAUGAAGUGUUACAGGGCUGAAGAUUUUAUACUUUGCAUCACGAAGAUUCAAGACACAGUUCAGAUUGCUGAUUGCAUUGCCAAAACAGCAUGUGGUGAGGAAAGGAAGUCUUAUUUAUCUGAGGGUCAUGUAGGCAUCAAACUUUUGCAUCUUGACUUGGUUAAGAUACAGGUAUAAAAUCACCUCUGUUCCAAUUCACGCAUCUGAUUUACAAUCUACAUCUUGAUGUUAUUUGAAUGAGGCAUUCUACCCUUUAUGUAGCCAGCAUAUGGCAUAUGACAAUCCUUUAUCAUUAGUGAGUCCAAAGAGGAAUAGAGUAGAUUCCUCUGGUGCUCUUGCCUGGCCCUUCGUUUC